Molecule: messenger RNA, 420 nt
Organism: Solanum tuberosum (potato)
Lineage: Eukaryota; Viridiplantae; Streptophyta; Magnoliopsida; Solanales; Solanaceae
Exons: 1
Coding region: 1-420 (139 amino acids)
Source: RefSeq, a predicted model, not a curated record
AUGGAGGAGAGGGUGGGGGAUUUGAGGGUUCCUCUGAUCUCUUCCUUGUUCUGUCUUUGUGUAUUAACUGGUGGUGUCCUCCUUGUUCUCUACCUUUUCGUGCCAGAUUAUUCUCAGCCGUGGUUUGCUCCUGCAGGAUUGAUCUUGGUUGGUUCUCCUUACAUAUUUUGGCUCCUGACUUACAUUUACACCUGCUUGAAACACUGCUGUUUUGGCGAUAGCAGCAUUGAUGACAACCGCCAGAUUUCAAGGCGGACCUCAAGGGCUCCCACAAUGGGGAAACCUGGUGUUGCCAGGACUGAUUCCAAGGCAAACUCUGCUACUUCUAAUAGCAAUAACAUCAAUGAUGGUAAACAAGAUGGAGGAGAUUCAUCAUCUAUCAACUCCGCAAAGGAAAUUGAGAUGCCUUUAGCCGUAUGA